AUGGGUAUUAAUCAACUCUGUAAGCGGUGCAAAACUGCAGAGGCAGCAGUUGUGUCAAGGAAAGAGCCUUUCUGUAUCGCAUGUUUCCGCAAAUUCGUGUCUUUGAAGCAGCGGAAACAAAUGAUGUCAGACCAGUACUUCCAGGACAUAUUCAAAGUCAUGUAUCCGGACAAGAAGAAAACAGCAGAGGAAGCUGAGAGGCUCAAUCAAGGAUCGAGGAUAUUGGUACCACUGUCGUUCGGUUCAUCUUCGAUUGUAAUGCUUGAUGUCCUAAAUGAUACUUUGACAGAGCAGAGAGAGAUGCAUCGUGGUAAGACGGGCUUCCGGAUUGAUGUGCUAGUUUGCUAUCUCAAAGAUGAUCUAGAAGAGCUUAAAAGAAAAGCGGAGGCUUUGAUGACCGUAAAACUGCGAGACAACAAAAAUAGCGUCAAAGUUCAUCUUGUUGACAUAGAAUCUUCCAUGAAUUCUCCAGAUUUCACUCGCAUUCACUUACAAGACUCAACUUACAUGGUGCGAAAUGCCUCUGUAUCUGCUAAUGAAGCACAGUCAGUGAAAGAGCUACUCAGCUCGUGCUCAAACCGUUCAGCGCGUGAGGACCUACUCAAUAUCAUCAAGACGGCUAUUAUAAAGCGUUUUGGAGUUCAGGGCGGUUAUAAAGCUAUUUUGUGGGGGCACUCAACGACUAGACUUGCAGAUGAAAUCAUGUCCUUGGUUGUUAAGGGACGCGCCUCUCAAAUUGCUAAUGCACUCAACGAUUCCGAAGAGGACUUCGAAUAUGGGGAACCUUUGAGAAAUCUUCAUCCCAUGAGAGAUAUUCUUCUGUCCGAAAUCGAUGCAUAUUGCUUUGUUUCAGAUCUUACGCAGUAUCUUCACAAAUACAAACCCCAAGAUACGCUCUUGGUCAACAAAAUACCGGUUGCCCCGGAUGCUCAACCUCCAAGAGCAAAAUUAACAAAGAACAUGACAAUUAAUGAGCUCGCCCGCCAAUAUUUUGAUGGUAUCGAAGGAAGCUAUUCUAAUGUUAUCUCUACGGUUGUAAGGACAGGCGCCAAACUUGACGACCCCGAAAACAGCCUGAAGAGUAAAGUAAGAUGCGGAAUUUGCAACAAUACAGUUUUCUGUGAUGGAUCACAUUGGCUCAGGAACAUUACGGUUACCAGUUCUCAUCCAAUAGAAGACGCAGAGGAAGAAGCAAUGUUUAGAGCAUGGAGUGCUUCUGAGCAAGGUAAAGUGAGAGGUGAAUACUUGAAGUUAACAUCAGAAAUGGAAAUUUCAGGCCAUGAGUUUCCAGUAUGCUAUGGUUGUAUUCUUACCCUAGGCGAGGUUAAACACAAGAGUUUAAUCUGGCCCAGCAGUCAAUCAAACAGCGUCGAAAGCGUUAUUGAAGAUUUUAUUAUAUCAGACGAAAGUGACAGCGAGCACGAAGGGCAUUAG
Messenger RNA from Lachancea thermotolerans CBS 6340, 1434 nucleotides. It is a transcript of the gene NCS2, whose product is annotated as Ncs2p. Gene Ontology annotation, molecular function: sulfurtransferase activity; tRNA binding. The transcript has a single exon. Lineage: Eukaryota; Fungi; Ascomycota; Saccharomycetes; Saccharomycetales; Saccharomycetaceae. The record is from RefSeq and is a predicted model, not a curated record. Gene Ontology annotation, biological process: tRNA wobble position uridine thiolation. The coding region runs from base 1 to 1434 and encodes 477 amino acids. Gene Ontology annotation, cellular component: cytosol.